This is a messenger RNA of Myxocyprinus asiaticus (Chinese sucker), 5814 nucleotides long. Its product is annotated as paired amphipathic helix protein Sin3b-like. Gene Ontology annotation, cellular component: chromatin. The transcript has 19 exons. The record is from RefSeq and is a predicted model, not a curated record. The coding region runs from base 420 to 4013 and encodes 1197 amino acids. Gene Ontology annotation, biological process: negative regulation of transcription by RNA polymerase II. Gene Ontology annotation, molecular function: transcription corepressor activity. NCBI's taxonomy places the organism in Eukaryota, Metazoa, Chordata, Actinopteri, Cypriniformes, Catostomidae.
CGGACGCUAAAGAACGAGCGCUCAGCUGCCGCCGAAUUUAAAGAGACAUGCACCACUUAUUUAAAUAAUACGACCAUUGGGGGGGAAAAUAGAUACAUUGUUUCUUGUUUUCUCCUUCCAUAUAGGUGGGGGUUCAUUACGGAUCCGUACGCUUGAUGCGAACAUUUAAAUAGGAAUUAAGAGGUCUGAACACACUUGGCACGACCUCUUUUCCUAUUUGCGGGCUUGAGCUGGAAGUGUACUGGAGUAACUGGGUGGCCGUAAAGUAAACUGGACUUGUAGGGGGGAGAAGUGAGCUAGGUGGCCCCCUCAACCGAAGUGAUCUGAGCACGCCAGAACAACCUGCAAAUACGGAGGGACGGUAAAUAAUCGUGGCUUGGGUGGCUGUUGGUGGUGGUGUGGAAGAAGGAACACACACCAUGGCGAAAAUUCAGGCUCACAGCAGCACCACGAAGCAGAUCAGCCAGAUCCAAGACAAGGCCUAUGUGGUCCAGAAGCAAGUCCAACAACAGCACUUUCAGAAACUAAAGGUGGAGGAUGCCUUGUCUUACUUGGAUCAAGUCAAAAUACGGUUUGGAAAUGAUCCGGGGAUAUACAAUAAAUUUCUGGAUAUCAUGAAAGAGUUUAAAUCUCAAAGUAUUGACACACCAGGAGUCAUCAACAGAGUUUCUCAACUCUUCCAUGGACAUCCAGACCUUGUUCUGGGGUUUAAUGCCUUCCUACCACCUGGGUAUCGUAUUGAAAUUCCCAAGAAUGGAAUGGCAUUUCUACAAUCACCGUUUUCCACACAGCAGGUCUCUCCAGCAGGAAAGAGCACGGGCAGCUCUGUGGUUAGUGCCGCUUCGUCAGCAUUGGCCGAGGCUGUGUCGGCUCAAAAUGAUGCAGUGACCUCUCCGGAGAGUAAUGCUUCAUCCUGUGGACCUCCUGAACAGUCAAGCAGGUUGUCACUGCCGUUGCCCAGCCGAGAGAGCCAAUCACAGCCAGCCACCACAUCGGUGUCCCCACCUACAUCGGAGCCCAGCCCUGUCGAGUUUGACAGCGCCAUCAGUUACGUCAAUAAGAUCAAAAACAGAUUUUUGGACAACCCAGAAAUCUACCGGGCCUUUCUGGAAAUUCUACAUACAUACCAGAAGGAGCAGCUGGAGGUAAAGGAGAACAGAGGGCGUAGCAGUGGAGGAAUGACGGAGGAUGAGGUUUUCUCGAAAGUGGCGAGUCUGUUCAAAGGCCAGGAGGAUCUGCUUGCAGAAUUCGGCCAGUUUUUGCCAGAUGCAAAGAGAUCUCUGUUCACAGGAGGCUCUUUGACUGCCAAAGACCAUAUGAAGAAAGCAGAGGACGAGGAAAUGAACAAACAGAGCAAGAAGAGACCUAGACCCAUGUUACUGACCCCACUUCUGAAGAAGAAAAUUAAGUAUUCCUGUUCCAAGGACCCAUCCUUUGCCUCUGUCGGAAAACAUGGAGUCCUAAGGGAAUUCACGUUCUUUGACAAGGUUCGUCGGUUGCUCAAAAGUCAAGAGGUGUACGAGAAUUUCUUGCGCUGCAUAGCCCUUUUCAAUCAGGAAGUAGUUUCAGGGGCUGAACUCCUGCAACUUGUAACUCCAUUUUUGGGGAAGUUCCCAGAACUGUACACCCAGUUUAAGUCAUUUUUGGGCGAUAAAGAGCUGUCUCACUCGGUCACUGGCCUCUCCGACCGCUACAUGGAGGGUGGAGGCAGAGAAGUGGACUAUGCAUCCUGUAAACGCCUGGGAUCCAGUUACAGAGCCCUGCCCAAGACCUACCAGCAGCCCAAAUGCAGCGGUCGAACAGCUAUAUGCAAAGAGGUGCUGAACGAUACCUGGGUUUCAUUCCCUUCCUGGUCUGAAGACUCCACAUUUGUGAGUUCCAAGAAAACCCCUUAUGAAGAGCAACUUCAUCGCUGUGAGGACGAGAGGUUUGAGCUGGAUGUUGUCCUAGAGACUAAUUUGGCGACAAUCAGAGUUUUGGAAAGUGUGCAGAAGAAGCUAUCCCGCCUUUCACCGGAGGAUCAAGAGCGCUUCCGACUGGACGACUGCCUGGGCGGCACCUCUGAGGUCAUCCAGCGGCGUGCGGUCUAUCGUAUCUAUGGUGACAAGGCUCCAGAGAUCAUAGAGGGGUUAAAGAGGAGUCCAGCCACUGCAGUUCCUGUUGUACUCAAAAGAUUGAAAGCUAAAGAGGAGGAGUGGAGGGAGGCCCAGCAGGGCUUCAAUAAAAUCUGGAGGGAGCAAUAUGAGAAGGCGUACCUGAAAUCACUGGACCACCAGGGAGUCAACUUUAAACAGAACGACAUGAAGGCCCUUCGAUCAAAGAGUCUUCUCAAUGAAAUAGAGAGCAUCUAUGACGAGCGGCAGGAGCAGAGCACGGAAGAGGGCGGUGUGGGCCAGCAAGGUCGUGAUGGCUCUGGCGGAGGUUCAACCAGCGAACCCCACAUGAUCUUCACCUAUGAGGACAAACAGAUCCUGGAAGACGCAGCCUCGCUCAUCAUCUACCAUGUCAAACGGCAACCCACCAUCCACAAGGAUGACAAGGACCACAUCAAACGCAUCAUCCAGCACUUCGUCCCCGACCUCUUCUUUUCCCGCCGUGGUGAGCUGAGCGAGACCGAGGAGUUCACGGAUGAGGAGGCAGAGGGAGAGGAUGGUGCCGCUGCAGGGGGUGGAGUCACAAUGGCAGGUGGCCAGCAGCAACUAAACGGUGAUUCUAGGCGAAGACGAUGCACGUCCCCGGAAAACAUGGACACCUCUGCAGCCGCCCACAGCAUGAAUCCAGAAGGGGAGGUGAUGGAUCUGCGGGACCCAGAGGCGGAGCACCAAAAGGAAAUGGACGGUGUCUACAACCUGUUCUUCGUCAAUAAUAACUGGUACUUCUUCCUGCGGCUGCAUCAGACUCUGUGCUCGCGGCUGCUGAAGGUUUACAGACAAGCUGAGAGGCAGUUACUGAAACACAGAGCGGAGCAGAAUCGAGAACGGCAGCUUAUGGGAGAGGGGCGCAGGGAAAAGACGAGUGACCUCGCUAUGGAGCUGCGUCUAAAACAGCCGAGCGAGGUGGAGUUAGAGGAAUAUUACCCAGCUUUCUUGGACAUGGUACGCAGUCUACUGGAUGGAAACUUAGAGGCCACUCAGUAUGAGGACACACUGAGAGAGAUGUUCACCAUCCAUGCUUACAUCGGCUUUACUGUCGACAAGCUCAUCCAGAACAUUGUCAGACAGCUUCAACACCUGGUCAGUGAUGAGGUGUGUUUGCAAGUGACUGAGCUGUACCUCACGGAACGGAAGAGAGGGGCUGCAGGGGGGAAUCUGUCCUCCCAGUGUGUCCGCGCUGCUUGGGAAGCCAGCUACCAAUGGAAAGCAGAGAGAGUCAUGGCUGAGGAGAACUGCUUUAAGGUGAUGUUCAUUCAAAACAAAGGUCAGGUGACUUUAACAAUUGAGCUACUGGACACAGAAGAGGCCCAGGGUGAUGACCCGCUGGAUAUUCAGAGCCUGUCAAAUUACAUGGAGCAGUAUAUAGGGACUGAGUCAGUGUGCUUUCAGACAGAGGGCUACUACUUCAAGCCUGUAUUUUUACCCAGGAAUCUGAGGCAUUUCCGCGGCUGGCAGCUGAAGCAGGUGGAAGCCAUGCGCUGCCGGAGAGAGUGGCAUCGGAAGAUGGGUGUUGAGACAGCCGGGAAUCUGGACUGCCGUUUCAAACUCAACAUGCACAAGAUGGUUUUUGUGAUGAACUCUGAAGACUACAUGUACCGCAGAGGAGCCCUGGUGAAGGCAAGGAGGUCCCAGCACAGAGUAGCACGAGCCCAGCAUGACCGUUUUGAGCAGUGGCACCAGGGCUGGCUGAACGAGCAUGUGUCCCCUGGCACUGAGCACAAUGUGCAGGACUGGCUCAUGGGAGAAGAAGAAGAGGACAUGAUCCCUUGCAAGACCACUUGUGUGUCCACACAGGUCAAAGGCUUACCUGUCAACAGGUACAAGGUGCACUACAACAGCAAGGCCCCCGCCUCACCGUAACAACCUCAAGCCUGCGGGUGGAUUCUCUCUCUCUCUGUCUGCCUCUUUCUCGCUCACUCAUUCUCAUGGCUGAGAUCAAUAAACAGACAAGAGUGGUUUGAGGACAGACUGCUGCUCAGAGGAAAAGCCUCACACACUCUGUCAUCACCAAACUAGUCCAUUAUUACCGAUGAAGUGACCAGACGUUUUAGAAAUGUGAAUGUCAAUUAUUAUUAUUUUUUUAAAGAAGCAAGUACAUUGUAGAUUUUAGCUCCUGAAUCCAGAGUUUUGUUUUGUUUAUACUGAAGUAUUGAGAGACUAUGUUUAAACAUCUGUAUGUGUUUUUUGUACAGUAUGACUCGAGAGCUUGAGCAAUUGCAUAUAUACAGCAGAAGAAUAUUCUGUGUGCAUUUUCUAGCUACGAUGACUUGGAAAAUUAUGUUUCUCUGGUACACACUGCUGGCGUCUUAUCCAUAAUGUCCUCGUUUAUGUUGUACGUUUUGUGUUCUUUCUGUUCAUCGUCUCCUAUAACUAAACGGAGGAUUACCAGUGCCACCUGUCAAUUACUGCUCAUAAAUUAUAGUCGAUUUUGUUAAGCAUCCAGAUCAUGUAUCAUAUCAAUCUCGCCAAAUCCUUGCUUUUGUUUGGUGUCAUUUUUACAUAUUAAAACAGAAAAAAUAUCAGUGUUUUGAAAAAAGAAUGUAUAAAAUUUAUCCUGUAUCAGUUAUCACAAAAUAAACAACCUAGUUGUGCAGUUCUUAAGAAUGAAUUGUUUCUUGCUGAAUUCUCAUUUUUAACAUCAGUAAGUUGAACCUGCAACAGCAUGCCGUAUCAAAUUUUUUUAGUUUAUGCUGUGCUGCUGAUUAUUUACAGAUAACUGCGGAAAAUUAAGUGCCAUUUUCCACUUUUGUUGUUUUAAAAAGCUCAAGAUUUUCUGAAAGUGUUAACUAUCAACAAAACAUUUCACCUCAAACAAAAAUUACAGUACUGUGCAAAAGUCUUGGACACAUAAGAUGUUUAACAAAAACAUUUGUCUUAAGAUGGUUAUUUAUAUCUUCAGCUUUAGUUUUUUUGUCUAGAGGAUAUAUACAUUUUAGAUUCCAAAACAUUUAUUUUGCAAAUAGAAUUGAAUAGAAGAACAGGGAGCCCUGCAAAAGAUGGCAUAGCCCCCACAGAGCCCCCCUCUGAACAUCAAGUCAGUCUGAUAUUACAUGAAAAGACAGAAGCAAUUGAGACAGCCUAAAUAGAUAGAAGAACUGUGGUAAAUUCUCCAAGAAGAUUAUCUGCCAGUAACCAAGAAAAACUGUGUCCAGGUGUACCUAAGAGAAUUGGUGCUGUUUUGAAGGCAAAGGUGGUCACGCCAAAUAUUGAUUUAGCAUUUUUAUGUUUAUUGGACUUUGUAUAACGUUAAUUGAUAAGUGACAACUAUUUAUGGCAUUAUUUUUUAAAGAAAUCCAUUUUUCACAAGUGCCUAAAACAUUUGCACAGUACUGUAUUUUUUGCAUGAAGAAAUUAAGUCUAUUUUUGUACCAUUAAACUUUUUUGCAUUGUGAAAUUAUUCACAAUAAUGUUCACCAAUUCUCAUUACUGUAAUUCUGUUGAAAUAGGCAUAAAUUGAUUCAAUACAACAAAUACAACCCUGAUGUAUAAAUGCAUUGCAAUUUAAAUAAUUUGUUUCCCAUUAAAAGUUUUUUUUUUUUUUUAUACUAAUGAGAGUUGCAGAGAUCUGUGAAAGCAUUUUGGUUAUACAAAUAGGCCUAAUUUUCUUUAAGCAAAAGAUUAUUCCUUGUUGUUUUUCCUCUUGAUUUUGAGCGUGAAAUUU